Molecule: messenger RNA, 612 nt
Organism: Staurois parvus
Lineage: Eukaryota; Metazoa; Chordata; Amphibia; Anura; Ranidae
Source: the annotation of a GenBank genome assembly
AUGCGUGCCUUCAUACAUUUCACAAAAAGACACCCCUGGUUAACCAAUGUGACAAUCUACGGCUCUCUCUUUGCAUCAGCUGAUGCUGUACAACAGAAACUCACUAAAGGACCCAAUGAACAAAUAGAUUUUAAACAAACUGCCAAGGUUGGAAUUGUGGGAUUCUGCUUCCAUGCCAAUUUUAACUUUUACUGGCUGAGGUUUAUUGAAAGAACUUUUCCAGGAUCCGCAGCUAAGAAUGUCAUUCGGAAGGUAGCAUGCGAUCAGCUGCUGGCAGCUCCAGUUACAAUAAGUGCUUUCUAUACAGGUUUAAGUCUUCUGGAUGGAGAGGAGGAUAUUUUUAAAAACCUUAGAGAGAAAUUUUGGCCAACUUACAAGACAGGAGUAUUUUGCUGGACCAUCUUUCAGACCAUAAAUUUCAGCCUUAUACCACCAAUCAUCAGAACUGCCUACAUUGGAGUUUGUGCAUUUUUGUGGACCACAUUUCUCUGCUAUAUCCGUAACAGAGACAUUGACCAAGUGAAAACACGUGUCCUGCAACAUAUCCCAACAUGGGGCAGUAAAACGACUGCACAGACAGAAAAGGAAGAUGAAAGUAAAUCUUCCAAAUAA